Messenger RNA from Gekko japonicus, 2217 nucleotides. It is a transcript of the gene MCUR1, whose product is annotated as mitochondrial calcium uniporter regulator 1. Gene Ontology annotation, biological process: positive regulation of mitochondrial calcium ion concentration; calcium import into the mitochondrion. The record is from RefSeq and is a predicted model, not a curated record. Bases 115 to 1089 code for a protein of 324 amino acids. Gene Ontology annotation, cellular component: mitochondrial inner membrane; mitochondrion. NCBI's taxonomy places the organism in Eukaryota, Metazoa, Chordata, Lepidosauria, Squamata, Gekkonidae. The transcript is spliced from 9 exons.
ACAACCAAGCUAGUCGGUCGGACGGCGAAAGGAAUCCCAGGAUGACUCCUUGAGCGAUGAGGCGUAGCGGUAACGUCCUCGAGCUCUGCCUCCGAGCUUCGCUUGAAAGCCGGGAUGGUGAGAGGACAGGCCGCAGCCGUCAUGGGUGGAAGGAAGAGGGUUUCCCUCAUCCAGCAGGAGCGGCGAGCUUUCCUUUCCGGUGCCUCACGUAACGUCGUCGCGCGCUCGCCCGUCUCGCGCCGUUGCCUAGGAGACUGGAAGCGGAGGAGUAACGGCGCGACGGGGGCUACCGGCCUCAAGAUAAACGGCCGCGCGGGCUCCGGAGCCCGUGGUUUUUCAUGCAGCGAGAGCGUCGGCUCGGUCGGGGCGAGGGCCGGUUUUCUCAGCCUAGAUGUGGGUCGUCGCCUCGCCACCGAACAGCGAGAUAUCAGCAUCUGUGCAUCACCCCUACAAGUAGAAAACAGUAAGGCAAGUUUUCCUGCGUCAGGAAGCAAGAAGCUUUAUUUUGACACCCAUGCCCUUGUGUGCCUUAUGGAGGAAAACGGUUUCACCACUCUGCAAUCCGAGAUUAUCGUGUCUGCUUUAAUAAACACCAUGAAUGGCAAUAUGGCUGUGAUGUACAAGGACAUGGUCACCAAAGUACAACAGGAAAUAGCCCUUCAGCGGAUAAUGUCUCACAUUGGUGUUUUGAAAAAAGAUAUGAUCAUUUUGGAGAAGAGUGAAUUUUCUGCACUUCGGGCAGAAAAUGAGAAAAUAAAACUUGAACUUCAGCAGCUAAAAAAGCAAGUGAUGGAUGAUACUUCCAAAGUUCGUACGGACAGCAAGUUAGAUUUUAACCUAGAAAAGAGCAGAGUAAAAGAACUGUAUUCGCUGAACGAUAGAAAACUGUUGAAAAUGAGAACAGACAUUGUGGAAUUGCAUGCACAGCAGGACCGAGCGUUAACAAAUGCAGACAGGAAAAUAGAUACAGAGGUUGCGGGACUGAAAACAAUGCUUGAAUCACACAAACUUGACAACAUUAAAUAUUUAGCAGGUUCUGUAUUUACAUGUCUUACAGUAGUACUGGGAUUUUACCGUUUAUGGAUAUAACAAAACUAUUUUUUGAAAGGACUCAUAUUGCCUUACCUUAGAAGAAACAAAGAUGCAUUGCUGCCUAGCUGAAAUUUAGUCCUGACUUUGAACAGAGUCAUUGCCAUUUUAUUUGUUAAACUCUGGAAUGUAACCAAAGAAUGUGCCUGAAGACCGAUGACCCUUACUUGACCCCAUUCCUUCAGAGCUAGAAACUCCUACCUUAAAUCACAGUGUACAUAUUUCUUCUGCGUUCACAAAACAUGAUUUAAAGAUUUGUUAUUAUAUAUUGACAUACUGAUCGCUUUCAUUGUGUAUGGUGUUGUACAUUUCAAUCCAGUUAAUCAUGUUUUUAUGAGAAGGUGUUAUAGAAAGAUGAUGUAGAUAAGGAAAUGUCAGAUGAACUGUAAACUUGAAACUGCAUCUCAGCUGACACAUUAAUUCCAAAAAUGAGAGGGGAAAUGCUUAGUGAGAAGCACUAGCCUUUUGCAUAGACACUUUCCCCCACCUCUAGCCAAGCAAUUAAAGUUAAACCAAUAAGUUAAGAUCUAGUUCAAUCUAGCAGCAGAACAUCAGUGUAAUUUCAGGAGAAGUCUUGAAAUGAAAAUAUGUACUAAAGAGUACUUCUUAGCAGUGGCUGAUAUUGAAGAAUCAGGCUGAUACUAAGCUAAUUUAUGUAGAUAGUAGCUUGGCAGUAGGAUUGGAGACUACUGCUAGAAUAUCCUUCUAGGGAAGGAGGCCUAAAAUUAGUUCUUUUUAAAUCAAUUCCAUGUAAUCACCUAGAUUCAGAGACCUGUGCGUGACCUUCAUGAAUAGACUAGAUGCUUAAGUGGGAGCACUUAAGUCUUGGAAAGGAAUAUAUUUCCAUAUAUAAAGAAUGUGCAUACUAAUGUGCUUCUCCCACUGAUAUGGUCUGGAAAAUAAUUUUGAUGAUUUAGGAGCUUGUGACAAGUGUUUGGUGCCCUUUUUCAACCAUGCUGUUAAUGGCACUCUGCAGCAUACAUUGUUAUGUAUUUCGUUAUGCCCAUAUUAACCUGUUUUUCCUUCUUUCCCAUUUUUGAACUGUACAGUUAUAACAUCACUUCCUUAUCCCUUGCCCAGCAGUGUUUCAAGUGUUUAUGUGGCAGAAGGGUGGCUGGAUUGACGUAA